Mercurialis annua (annual mercury) is the source of this 1549-nucleotide messenger RNA. RefSeq names its product AT-hook motif nuclear-localized protein 10-like. NCBI's taxonomy places the organism in Eukaryota, Viridiplantae, Streptophyta, Magnoliopsida, Malpighiales, Euphorbiaceae. Gene Ontology annotation, molecular function: minor groove of adenine-thymine-rich DNA binding. The transcript is spliced from 6 exons. The record is from RefSeq and is a predicted model, not a curated record. Bases 181 to 1302 code for a protein of 373 amino acids.
AAUCGAGCAGAGGCACUUUUCGAAAAUUAAAAAAUUAAAUAAAGAAAUAAAGAAAAACCCUAAUUUUCUCUGCUGUAUUUUAUUUGCAGGCGGCUGCCAAAUUUCACUACCACCCUCACAAAUUUGGCAGAAGAGUUUAUCUGUUCGGAGAAGAAAACAAAACUAAGCAAGAUUUAACACAUGUCAAUAUCCGGAAGAGAACCCUACGGCGGAGGCGGUGGAGAAUUAGACCGGAACCAGCAACAGAGUCCAACAUCUAAUAGCUUAGCAUUUAGAACCGUCGCGGCGGCGGCGGACGGAAGCGUAUACAAGCCUAUUAUGCCACCGUCUAUCAGUAUUCCUAAUAUUAAUAAUAACAACGACGAUGGAAAUCCCUUUCAUCAUGUUGCAUUACAACACCACCACCACCACCAUCAGCAAGAGCUGGUGGCUCUAGGCGGAGGAGUUGGUGUAGGGUACGGCGUUGAUGGACUGAAUAAUAUGAAUAACACCGAACCUAUUAAGCGGAAACGGGGACGGCCGAGAAAGUACUCUCCGCCACCGCAUAAUAAUAUGGGCAUUGACCUAACAACGCCACCUCAGCAAUCUCCUCUUUUAUAUAAUAAUAAUCAGAAUAAUAACAGUAAUAGUAAUCAGUGUGGUGGUGGUGGUGGUGGUGAUAGAUUUCAAUCUUCAUCUUCUCCUACUGCUAAGAAAGCUAGAGGCAGACCUCCUGGUUCUUCUUCUCGAAAAAAUCAUGUUGGAACAGGAGGAACUGGAUUCACACCGCAUCUUAUCACUGUAAAGCCUGGAGAGGAUGUCUUACUGAAAAUAAUGUCAUUUUCCCAAAAUGGCCCGAGAGGUGUCUGCAUUUUGUCAGCAUAUGGUACGAUAUCUAAUGUAACACUUCGUCAAGCUGCAACUUCAGGUGGAACUGUGACUUACGAGGGAUGUUUCGAGAUUUUGUCAAUUUCUGGUUCCUUUCUGCUUUCAGAGAAUAGUGGGCAGCGCAGCAGAACAGGCGGUUUGAGUGUUUUAUUAUCUGGACCAGAUGGGCGUGUUCUGGGUGGCGGUGUGGCAGGCCUCCUGACAGCAGCAUCUUCUGUUCAGGUUAUUGUGGGUAGUUUUAUAUCAGAAGAAAGCAAAGGGUCAAAACAGUGGAUUAGCCAACCUGAAACAAUGUCUGCUCCUGGUGUAUCAGUAGCCGGAAGCCCACCAUCCCGUGGAACUUUUAGCGAGUCAUCUGGCGGACCUGGAAGCCCUCCCAACCAGAGCACUGGAGCCUGCAAUCCACAGGGCAUGCCGAAUUUGGCUUGGAAAUAGGCUUUAGUGUUUUAACAUUUUAUAGUUUGCACAGUUACAUUAAGUAGGUUAGGUACAAUCUUAUCGGGAAUUGACCAGUGUACUUUGUGGUUAACAGUCAGAGUUUUAACCUCGAAGUACCUAGAUAAUGUCCCUUGGAAUUAGUUAGGAUAAUGCCCUUUCUUUCUCUAACUCUUUCAUGUUUGGUUCCGGUGAUAUGUUAUUUUCCUUAAUUUUAGUUAUAAAAAUCAUUUGCUAGUUCUGUUUC